This is a messenger RNA of Porites evermanni, 10706 nucleotides long. The record is from the annotation of a GenBank genome assembly. Lineage: Eukaryota; Metazoa; Cnidaria; Anthozoa; Scleractinia; Poritidae.
AUGUUCUACGGUGAAAUUGCGGAAACUUCAGGCACUAUUCAAUUGCCUGACUGUGAUUAUGAGAGUCUCUUAGAGUUGUUUCGUUUUCUAUACAGUGAUGAAGUGAACUUGAGCGGAAGUAAUGUCAUGCAAGUUCUCUACUUGGCAAAGAAAUACCUAGUACCUUCACUCGCCGAUAAGUGCACUAAAUAUCUUCAGGAACAUUUAGUUGCGUCGAAUGUGUUCUCCGUCCUGCCGCAAGCUCAGAAAUUUGAGGAUAAAGAUUUGGAAGAACGGUGCUGGGAAGUUAUAGACGCGCACACCGAGAAUGCUCUAACGUCAGAAGAAUUUGUCACGCUCGAGAGAUCUGUUGUUGAGUCUGUCGUGAAAAGGGAAAGUUUGAAUGUAAAGGAAGUGGAGUUAUUCAAGGCUGUUGAUCGCUGGGCCACCAAAGAAGUGGAAAGGCAAGGGCUGACCCCUGAUGGCGUGGUGAAAAGAAGGAUUCUUGGCGAGGAAACUGUGAAAGCAAUAAGGUUUCCAGUGAUGUCGCAGAAGGAGUUUGCUUCGGUUGUUGUGGAUUGUGACAUUCUGACUAAAAAAGAGAUUGGUUUCAUGAUGAAACACUACGGUGGUGUCAGUUUAGAGUCUUCGUUACCAUUCAUGCAUUCCCCCAGACAGCCUAGAACUUGGCUUUUGAAUCGAGUUUCGUUUUACAGAGUUGCCACUAGGCAUAGCGGAACCUUUGAUCAUGGCUGGCAGUACAACGGUGUCAGUAAAGAUGCCCUCAACCUCACUGUCAGUAAACCUGUCACGUUACAAGGAGUGCAGCAUUUUGGUAGUAAAGGUGGUAAAUACACAGUUUCAUUAGAAGUAAAGGAUACAAUAAAUGGUUUUUCUGUGGUCCAACAAACAGGCAGGUAUUCCUCCAAGAAAGAUGAGACAAAUGUUUACUAUAGAUUUGAUGUCAUGUUUGACCACCCAGUUAGUCUUGAGCAAGAUACAACGUAUGAGAUUUUAUUAUAUGGAGGAGAGUGUUUUACUGGGAACUAAACCACUCGUAGAUUCCAUACGCCACUUCAUCCGGGACCCGAGUGGCGUAUUUUCCGUAUGUCACCUUUGUGAGUGUCGUAUCGUUCAAUGAAUUUUGCUUUUGUUGAAUUGGUUUCUCCAUAUAAUAAAAAGAACAUUACACGUUGGCUCGAAGAUAUGAAUUUUAUGUUCUCGUGGCAAGAACAAUAUCUCACUCGUUCGCUUCGCUCACUCGUGAGAUAUCGUCUUGCCACUCGAACAUAAAAUUCAUAUCUUCUCGCCACCGUGUAAUAUCCUCUAUGUAUCUCUCAUCAAGGGCCCAACUUCUUGGCAUAUGCUUAAUGGGAAAGAAUCUGACGAGGUUCAAGGAAUCCGUUUUUCAUUUAGCAGUUCAGCUUCUUCUAUGAAUGGAACUGAUGUCAAUGGUGGCCAGCUUCCUGCACUUAUUUUCAGCACAAUGUAGUACAGUUUUUUAAAUUCCUUAAUGAUGAUACUGAAUUUGUUGAUCGUUUGAAGGAGUAGCGUUGGUAACUUUUUAUUUUAAAAGAAAAAACCUAAUCAAGCAAGCUAGAUUUUUUUUAGGAGUAAAGGAUAUAUAUCGCUCUACCAAUUCCUUCUUAAUUCCCAGACUACCAGCUAUUGUUAGGGUACUUGCAGAAUUCUAGCGACACGCUGGUCAGCCGGAGCUAGGAAUGAUUUGCCAAGCAAAAUGUAAAUACAGAAAAUACACAACGACCACCUUGCGAAAAGAAGAAAGUAGCCGUUGUAUAGAGGUUUAAACAAGAGUCAAUGUAUGGACUCAUGUCCGCCAAAAAAGCGGCCAUACUAGUAUAGAGAGGUGGCUGUUAGUGGAAGUCCGACUUUAGAGCAUGUCAAGUAAGACCACUAACUCCCUACUCGUUUUAUUAUUACUGACUUAGAAGUAGUGAAGAAUAAAAUAAAUCAACCACAAGGAAAAUAGAUAUUUUUGAUGAUAUUUUAAAAUUCGCAAGAACAUCUAUCUAAAAAUAAACUGGUUUAGUCUAUACUAAAACAGUGGAUAGUGUUUUUCGCGCGCUUUGAUUGGCUACUCAGUCAGUGAACAUCCGGCAUUAGUAAAAUCCAACUAGUGGUCUAUUAUCAAUGCUGCGUUCUCAUAGGUUGAGCUACUACUAUGCUAUUUGUUAUAGCCCACUACUAGCGAAAAGCGCCAGCUUUGAAAAACCAAAACAGUGGCGGCUGAAUCGCGUUUUGCGAGCUAAAGUUCUUUUGUCCCGAUAUUUUUGACCAACUAGUUGGAUUUUACUAGCCUCAUGGGCUAUUGACUCAGAACCCCAAUCGGGCUCGAGGAAUAAUUGUUAACUAUUCACUGGUUCACCUCCAGCUCCUCCGAGCGAGCGACGCGAAACUCGCGUUAGUCGCGAUCAAAAGGCCUUCCCGUUUUGUUGUCGUAACAAACAAAGAAAUUUCACAACUAAUCAAGCAAGUUGUUCACGAAAUACACGAAGAAGGUGACAACGUUCGGUUUGGAAGUUUUAACGGCUAAUGCCUUGUCUUUUUGACCUGCUGAUUUAUCGAUAAAAUCGGUGAAAAACUUUUUUGUUUACAAAUGCAAAUUAAGCGUAAGUCUUGCGUUACUCUAUUUAGUUGACUUGUUCAUAAAUAAGCUUAAAACUAAAUAACAAGUAUUCACCGAAGUGGAGGUGGCUAGUGCGGAUAUUUACCAAGGCAGCGAAGCGGCGAGGUAAAUAUCUAACACUAGCCACCGACACUGAGGUGAAUAAUUGUUUUAGAAUAUACUGAAACAGUGAGAUAAAUCAAAAAUCAAAAAUUUAAUUUUGAACUUAUCGAUAUAAAUUCAGGUCAAUUCGUUUUGUCGAUAAAUUCAGGUAAAAAAGACAAAGCUUUACCCGUUAAAACUUCCAAACCGAACUUCUUCACCUUCUUCGUGUAUUUCGGGAACAGCUUGCUUGAUUAGUUGUGAAACUUCCCCGCAAGAGCUAAACAACUGCCUUCAAAAGUUUUAUUUGUCGGCAAGAAAAAGCGACGACCCCGGCCGUUCGGUCAUUGCGCGCCAAAAUUGCAAUCGUUGGCAUCAGUAAAUGAGUUAAAAAUUGUCAUUUUUGUGCUUAAUUAUCUCCUGUUUUAGUAUAUGCUUAAACAAUUAUUCACCUCAGUGUCGGUGGCUAGUGGUGGUGGAUAUUUACCUCGCCGCUUCGCGGCGACGUUAAACAUACACCACUAGCCACCUCCACUUCAGUGAAUUGUUGUAUAUAUUUGUGAUAACGAACACCGUCCGGCUGCAUCAAAACCGAGUUGCUCGUUGCAGGUUACGGGCUCCUAGUGACUACGAACAAUUCUCUCUUCAUUUUUACAGUAAGUCAGUCAGUCGGGUGGCACUCUUACAAGGUAACCAGUGCAGCACCUUCUUUUUCUUCUCAGACUUUUGCCCUAGUAUUUCGGUCAAACUACUUACAAGAUACAUUCUUAUAAUUUUUGCGUUAGCUUCGGUACAUGAAAAGUUCGGCGUCUGAAUCAAAGCCGUUCCAAGUCUCUCCAAAGGCGAAAUUCCCGGCCGGACCGGGCGAAAGACCGAGCCAAUCCAAAUAGAAACACGCGUUCCUAAUUGAUUCAGAUGCCAAACUUUUCAAGUACUCAAUUUAAUGUAUUAGGUUCGGCUCAUAAAUAGUUCGGCGUCUGCACUGGGCCUUAGAAAAAAAAUUCCAUUUGUUACGAAAACUUUCAAUAUAUUUUUUUUCUGGUUUAGCAGCCAAAUCUAUGUUUUUAGGGAUACAGUGCAAUAAACUUUGAUUGUUACAGGACUCAGAAUCUGAAGGGGCCCAUUUCCUCAGUAACAGUCAACCUGCCGGUAGCAAGCGUUUCCGUGCGGUUUCGGAGCAAACAACGAGGAAAGAGAGUCAAAGACCACGCAAAAAAUGGGGCUCACUCUCGUUUCAUUUUUCGGGCGGCCAAAACUGAAAAUCCGGUUCCUCGGUCUUUCUUUGCUCCGAAACCAAACAGAAACGCUUGCUACGCAGACUGAGUAAUUAAUAUAGUCGACGGAAUUAUAGCUUGUUUACAUCUAUGAUUUAUAUAGUUAACCGCCACCAGAGGACAGAGGACCCCUUGUGAAGUUCUUAAAAUAAGGUGCCUGGUGGAGUUGGAAGGUGGUGGUGGCUUUUGAAGUUCCUCAAACUUCAAAAGCUGCUGAAAAGUUACCGAGCGCAAUCUAUGUACAUGCGUACCUCAGUAUGGAAGGCAUUUUUGUCCUCCGUUACUUCUGCCGAAAAAUCUAAGUUUAAUAAAGGUGUUAUUUUAAACACGGAAUUAUUGCUUUGUCUGGUCUGGUCCUAUUUGUUAUUCUUCACACGAAUUAUAUUCAAGCUCGAACAAAGAGUGGGUUACAUGUGCAAAACCUGCGAAGGCCCUGGGUACUAGCCUUGAGAAACGCAGAAACAGGAAAGUUUGGAGAGUGCAAACUACCUUGUAAUCAAAAAGGUGCAAUCACUGACUGCAAUGGCUAUUCUUGAUGAUAACUGGCAGUCGAAAAGCCCAACUAUCAGCCAGAGAACCAAAUUUAUUUUCAAUAACGAAUUAUUAAGUGAUGUGACGUUUGAACUGGUUCCUGCCUCGCACAACGAAAGUGAAAGCCGGAAGAGUCAGAAGUGCAUUCCAGCUCACAAGUUUAUGCUUGCAAUCAACAGCCCUGUUUUGUAUGCAAUGUUCUACGGUGAAACGAUGGAAACUUCAGGCACUAUUCAACUGCCUGACUGUGAUUAUGAGAGUCUUUUAGAGUUGUUUCGUUUUCUGUACAGCGAUGAAGUGAACUUGAGCGGAAGUAAUGUCAUGCAAGUUCUCUUCCUAGCAAAGAAAUACCUUGUUCCUUCACUUGCCGAUAAGUGCACUGAAUAUCUUCGGGAACAUCUAGAGGCGUCGAAUGUGUUCUCUAUCCUGCCUCAAGCUCAGAAAUUUGAGGAUAAAAAUUUGGAAGAACUAUGCUGGAAGGUAAUUGAGACGCACACCGAAAAUACUCUGACUUCGGAAGAAUUUAUUACGCUUGAGAAAUCUGUUGUUGAGUCUGUCGUGAAAAGAAAGAGAUUGAAUGUAAAGGAAGUGGAUUUAUUCAAGGCUGUUGAUCGCUGGGCAACCAAAAAAGUUGAAAAGCAACGCCUUACCCCUGGAGGGAAGGUUAAAAGAAGGAUUCUUGGAGAGGAAAUUGUGAAAGCGAUAAGGUUCCCAGUGAUGUCGCAGAAGGAAUUUGCUUCGGUUGUUGUGGAUUGUGACAUUCUGACGUUAAAAAAGAGAUUGGUUUCAUGAUGAAACACUACGGUGGUGUCAGUUUAGAGUCUUCUUUACCAUUCAUGCAUUCCCCGAGACAGCAUGGAACUGGGCUCUUGCAUCGAGUUUAUAGAUCUGCAAUGCAUAACGGAACCGGCUGGCAGUGCAAGGGUUUCGGGAAAGAUGCCCUCGGUGUUAGUGUCAGUAAACCUGCCACAUUACAAGGAGUGCAUCAUUUUGGUAGUGAAGGUGGCGAAUACACAGUUUCCGUAGAAAUAAAGGAUACAAUAAAUGGUUUUUCUCUGGUGAAACAAACAGGCACGUAUUUCUCCCAGAAAGAUGAGACAAACCUUUGCUAUGGAUUUGAUGUCAUGUUUGACCACCCAGUUUGUCUUGAGAAGGGUAAAGCGUAUGAUAUUGUAUCUCUCAUCAAGGGCCCACCAUCUUUGUAUUUGACUUGUGGGAAAGAAUCUGUCGAGGCUCUUGGAAUCCAGUUUUCAUUUAGCAAUUCAGCUGCUUCUAGUAAUGGAACUAAAGUAAAAAGUGGCCAGUUUCCUGCACUUAUUUUCAGCACAAUGUAGUACGGUUUUUAAAAUCCCUUGAUCGAUGAUAUUGCAUUUGUUGAUCGUUUGAAGUGGUAUACCGUUCGCAAAUUUUUGAUUUAAGGAAAAAGCCCAAUCAAGCAAACUAAGGUUUUUUAGGAGUAAAGGAUACUACGCUCUACCAAUUCCUCCUUAAUUCCCAGACUACCACCUGUUGUUAGUCUUGUUAGGGUACUUGCAGAAUUCUAGUGACACACUGGUCAGCCGGAGCCAGGAAUGAUUUGAAAAAAAAUAUUAAAAUACAGUUGAAACUCUCCACAAGGGUCACCUUGGGAACAGGUGAAAGUGACCGCUGCAGAGAGUUUUAAAUAAGAGUCUCAGUGUAUGGACUGUCCGCCAAAAAAGUGGCCGUUGUACAGAGGUGGCCGUUAGUGGAGGUUUAUCUUUAGAGCCUGUUAGACCCGAGCAUAAUCGCGUGUUAGUUCUCAGCUGUCAAGUAAGAAAAAUAGAUGUUUUUGAUGACUGAUUUGUAAGACUUAUUUGAUAUUUAAAAUUCGUAAGAAAGUCGGUGCAGAAAUAAACUGGUCUAGCUGUGAAAACGCCGUUGCUUCACAACCGAGUUGCUCACUCCAGGUUAUGGGCUCCUAGUGACAACGACCAAUUCUCUCUUCUUUUUCACAGUUAGUAGGGUGUCACCCUUACAAAGUAACCAGUGCAGUACCUCAUUUUUCUUCUCACACUUUUGCCCUUGUUUCUCGCGCGCUAUGUCGGCAAAAAUGAAGAAUCCUUGCAGUCUAGUUAGUCUAGAUUGUCUGUGUUUAGUUUGAUGGGUGUGCGCCUGAACACUUUAUACGCGUGACUUUAUGCUCAAAACUAGUCUGAAAUUAUUCGAUCUUGCCAAAAAAAAACCCUUAGGCCCGUUUCAAACGUCGUGCUACUACCGUGCUAAACGAAAUUGAUCGAAUUAAAUUCGACUUUAGCACGGCAAGCUUUGCCGUGCAACACGGCAGUAGCUCGACUUGGUUUCAAACGUCGCGCUACUGCCGUGCCGAACUCAAUUCAUAAAUCAUUAAUACAUUACAAUAUAUUUAAAAGUUUGCUAAAUCGUUUCUUUAUUUUUGUUCUUUGUUUUCGGCAACAGCCGUUCUAUUCGACUGAAUUAAAUUCGACGUCUAAGACCAAGUCGUGCUAUUGUCGUGCUGCACCCGAGCUACAAUAGCACGACGUUUGAAACAGGCCGAAAAUAUUUAAAUUUCCAUGACUCUCUUUUGACGAAGUUAAUUGAAGAUUGCGGAAAUAUUAAUGCUUAUGUGUACGAAAAAAACUGUGGACGACUCAAGUGGCAAUGUAACAACCUAGGCAUUUGGUGAUAGAGCGGUUUUCAUUUGAGUGUCGAAAAGUAAUUGGUUUUGCACUUUCUACACGAUGCGAUUGGCUUAAAAGAUUCGCGCCACCUUUUCAUCCAAUCAGAAGUAAAACCAAAGAGCGCUUUGCGUCAGCCACAUGUAAUUACUUCGAGUUUUGAUUGGUUCAAUGUAUUGUCUGUGUCCUAUGUGAUUGGCCAGAGUAAUUACUUGGUUUUGGUUUUACGACACUCAAACGAAAACCACUCUAAAAAUGGUAUGUCAGUAAGCCCUUUGUUGACUUCAGAGAUGAGCAAAGGUUAUGAUGAUCAUUAACGUGCAAUUGUUAAGAAAAUUUCUAAUGUUUAUCUGAGUAUAGUGACCGUUUGCUCGGAAGUGAACGUUGUUGAAGAAUUCAGAAGAUGGCAAAACAAGGAAGCACUGUUUGUGGGCAUAACUUAGAAGGCACCGUUUAGCUGCGUUUGUUUAUCUACCAGUUUAACCCAUUUUAAGUUGUACCGAGCCUAAGCAUUCGUAUUCAGUUACUGUUAGGACCUACUUGUUCUUUCCCUCACUUUGCACCGCGCGUCGCAAGUUAUGGGCUUCUCGCAUCGCCUGCUCGGCAAUGUUCAUAAUAUUGCAUUAAAGUUGAUAGCAAUUAUCGCCGACAGCCUGAGGGAGGUAACAAAGCCCACUUUUGUAGACCAAAAAGCGUACAAUGUACACAGCGAUAAUUAUAAAUUCUCCUGGUUAAAAAGGUGUCGUCUCGAAACUCGCCUCAGUCUCCUCGCGUAAUAUAAUCAUUUGAGAGUGGAAAUAGUCCCUUUUAGUCUGAAAAGAGGACGGUGAUCCAACCAACCUUUUUAUCAGUGUAAUUUAGUCGUAAUAGCUUCAAAAAUAUAAGAUAUAUUAAGAAGAAAAACAAUCUGGAUACGGUUCUUAAAGGGAAGGAAUUAGGGAAGCCGGCAGGAUAAACAGAGGCAGGAGCCAAUAGGGGUAAUUAAUACUAAUAUGCAGCAAUGCUUAAUAGCUAAAAAGCGGUGGGACCAUUAGUGCAAGGUACAGGAGACAGAACUUUUGAAACUCCUGUCUCCUAACUUCCUCCAAAGGAGGAACUGAAUGGGUUUUUAACCGUUUAGUGUGUUUGGCCCAUAUUUUUUUAGCUUAUAUGUAAUACCUUAAACAGCUAAGAAAUUGAAUAAGAAAAGAAAAGUCCAUUUGUUACAGAAAAUUUCAAUACAGUCUAACCUCUCCUUACGGAUACCUCUAUAAUAUGGACAGUUCGACGUUUGGUCCCAGAAAUGCCAAAAAUCAUACAUUCCCUACCUCUAUAAUACCGACACCUCUGUAAAGCGGACACUUGGUUCUGUCUCUUUGGUGUCCGUAUUAAAGAGGUUUGACUGUAUUGUUUUUUCUUCUGGCUUACAGCCAAAUCUAUGAUUUUAUGGAUAAAGGGCAAUAAACUUUGGUUGUUACAGGACACAGAAUAUGAAGGUGCCUAUUUCCUCAGUAACCCGCUGUUCCCUUUAGUGACAAGCGUUUCCGUGCAGUUUCGGAGCAAAGAACGGGGAAGGAGAGUCAAAGACCGCGCAAAAAAUGGGGCUUGCUUUCGUUCCAUUUUUCGCGCGGCAAAAACUGAAAAUCCCGUUCCUCGGUCUUUCUUUGCUCCGGAACCAAACAGAAACGCCUGCUACGUAGACUAAGUAAUUAAUGGUCGACAGAAUUAUAGCCUGUUUAUAUCAAUCAGGAUGACAUCGUUAACCGCCACCAGAGGACACUGGACUCCUUAUGCAGUUGUUGAAAUCAGGUGCCUGAUGGAGUUGGAAGGUGGUGGUGGCUUCUGAAGUUGCUCAAAAAAGGUGCCGAUCACAAACUAUACACAUUCGUAGCUUAAAAUGAAAGGCAUCUUUGUCCUCUGUAACUUCUUCCGAAAAUUUUAGGUUGAAUAAAGACGUCAUUUUAAACACGGAAUUACUGCUUUGUCUGGUCUGCUCUGGCCCUAUUUGGUAUUCUUUACACGAAGUUUUCUUAAAAAUCAAACAAGGAAUGGGAAACCUGUGCCAAACCCUAGAAAACCUUGGGUACUAGAUUGAGAAACGUACACCUGAGAGGGAACGAGAGUGCAAACAAACUUGUAUUAAUCAGGAAGGUGCAAUCACUGCAAUGACUACUCUUGAUGAUAACUGGCAGACAAAACGCCCAACUAUCAGCGAGAGAACCACAUUCAUUUUCAAUAACGAAUUAUUAAGUGAUGUGAAAUUUGUAGUUCCUGCGUCGCAUAACGAAAGUGAAAGCCGGAAGUGUCAGAAGUGCAUUCCAGCUCACAAAUUUGUGCUUGCAAUCAGCAGUCCUGUUUUCUUUGCCAUGUUCUACGGUGAAAUGGCGGAGACUGCAGACACUAUUCAACUGCCCAACUGUGAUUAUGAGAGUCUCUUAGAGUUGUUUCGUUUUCUGUACAGCGAUGAAGUGAACUUGGGCGGAAGUAAUGUCAUGCAAGUUCUCUACUUAGCAAAGGAAUAUCUGGUACCUUCACUCGCCGAUAAGUGCACUGAAUAUCUCCAAGAACAUCUAGAGGCGUCGAAUGUGUUCUCCAUCCUGCCGCAAGCUCAGAAAUUUGAGGAUAAAGAUUUGGAAGAACGGUGCUGGGAAGUUAUAGAGACGCAAACCGAGAAUGCUCUGACGUCGGAAGAAUUUGUCACGCUUGAGAGAUCUGUAGUUGAGUCUGUUGUGAAGAGGGAGAGAUUGAAUGUAAAGGAAGUGGAUUUAUUCAAGGCUGUUGAUCGCUGGACAACCAAAGAAGUUGAAAAGCAACGCCUUACCCCUGAAGGGAAGGUUAAAAGAAGGAUUCUUGGAGAGGAAAUUGUAAAGGCAAUAAGGUUUCCAGUGAUGUCGCAGCCGGAGUUUGCUUCGGUUGUUGUGGAUUGUGCCAUUCUGACUAAAAAAGAGAUUUGUUUAAUGUUGAAACACUACAGUGGUGUCGGUGUAGAGUACUCUUUGCCAUUCAUGCAUUUCUCUAGAACUGGGCUUUUGCAUCGAAUUUACAGAUUUGCUAUAGUAAACCCCCCCAGAAUGCCUGAUGGUCCCUGGCGCUACACUCAUGGUCAUGGAAAUGCCUGAUGGUGCCUGGUACUACUAUCGUGGUAAUUCUGAUGCCCUUAAACUUACUGUCAGUAAGCCUAUCAUGUUACAUGGAGUGCAGCAUUUUGGUAGUGAAGGUGGCAAAUACACAGUUUCAUUAGAAGUGAAAGAUGUGAUGAAUGGUUUUUCUCUGGUAAAACAAACAGGAACAUAUUACUCCAAGAAAGAUGAGACAAAUGGCAGAAGUGGUUACUAUGGAUUUGAUGUCAUGUUUGAUCAACCAAUUUGCCUUGAAGCGAGCAAAGCUUAUGACAUUGUAUCUCUUAUCAAAGGUCCACAUUCGUGGCAUGUGACCAGGGGGAAAAAGUCUGACGAAGUUCAAGGAAUCCAGUUUUCAUUAAGCCAUUCACCGGCUUCUUCAAAUAGAACCGGUGUAGAUGAUGGCCAGUUUUCUGCAUUUAUCUUCGACAAAAUGUAG